CAACUAUGGAAUAUUCUUUGAUUAUCAUUGCAAUUAGUAGGAAUUACUUGUGUUCACGUGGAUAAAAAAAGUCGAUAGUCGAUAAAUUAAAACAUGAAUAGCAUCGGAGAAGCUUGUAAUGAUCUAAAGAAAGAAUACGAUGCUUGCUUUAAUAUGUGGUUUUCAGACCACUUUUUGAAAGGAAACACCGACGAGUCCAUGUGCGCACCGUUAUUUAAAGUCUACCAACAAUGCGUAAAAAAAGCCAUGAAGGAGCAAAAAAUCGACCUGCAAGAAGUCAGCAAGGACAUUCUGGGAGGAAAGCACGAAAAGAAAGUGGAAAAUUCCUAAUCUCACUAUCGAACGUCAAACAUUAACAAGUUUUUCAACAAUAAAAAAAGCUCACGUUUCGAAGAAACAGCACCACCGCAACAUUGAACCGUUGCUCUACAAAGUUCACUAUGUGCAAAACAACCUACACGAAACAAUGAGCAAUUAGCAAGAUCGGAGAUCUGCCGUAACGGAUUUAGUAGGAACAGAGUUAGAUGUGUUUAAUAUUUUUAAGCACCUCAAUAAAAU
Molecule: messenger RNA, 558 nt
Organism: Phyllotreta striolata
Lineage: Eukaryota; Metazoa; Arthropoda; Insecta; Coleoptera; Chrysomelidae
Source: the annotation of a GenBank genome assembly